UUCUUUUAGUCUUUGCCCCAGAUCUGUCAUCUGUUAAAGUGAAUAUAGCUGUACAUGUGGUCUCACGAUCUGUGUUCACCUUCAUAACUGACUGUUCAAUGCAUUAAUAGUUUGUGGUCUGAUGUUCCACUUCCUUAUUCACCCAUUAUUAGAGUCUCAUUCAGUCUCUUUUCUCACACUCGCUGUUAUGGAGCUGUUCAUCUUCAUAGUUUUUCAGCUCCUGAUAGAGGUUCAGUCUUACAGAUUUCCUAGAGUAAAAGUAUCUCCAGAUGUCAUAAGAGAGUCCAGCGCAGUGAAGAUCAGCUGUGAGACAGAACCACAUGUUACAGCGAAUAAAUGUGAUUUCUACAUAAACAGAGAGGAGAAGAAAAUGAAAACCAGUCCAUCAUGUGAGCUGGAGCUCACUGGUGCUGAAGUGUUCAGAUGGGCAGCUGUAAAAUCACCUGAAUCACUCAACAUUAUCUGUUACUACACAAUGAUAAAUGUGCAAGGCUCAUUCAUAACAUCAUCUGAAUCUGAUCCUGCCACAGUGACAGUUCUAGUUUCAACAUCAACCACCACUGAAAAAACUACUUCAACAACCAUAAAAACCCCAUUAACUGUAAUGUCCACUUCUGAAACUACAACAUACAGUAAAACUACAGACCUCCAAUUCAAGACAAACACGCCAAACAGUACAGCAAAGGAAACCAUGAAUACAUUGUUAAUAGUGCUGGUCUCCAUUGGUGUUGCUGGAAGUUUGUCUGGACUCAUGGGACUCAUCUGUCUGUGCUGGUUUGCAUGUAAAAAAAGAAGAAAACCCAAUAAAAUGAAAUCAAUAAAAACAGAUGCGCCCAUUCAAGAAACUGGUAUAAGUUGUUCUGGAUCUGCAGAGACACAUUCUCUGAUCACUUCUGUACCAGAAACAUCUCAGCCCAUAUCUGCAGGCCUCGAACACCCAGAAUCACAUCUGGACAGCACAGCAGAUCCCACAAAACACAUUACAUCUGUAAAUGUAAUUUACCAGCCCUCAGAUGUUGUGAUCAAUGAACAACAGAAACAGGGAAAUCCAGAAGAAAACGAGAAUGUUUAUCACCUAUACAACACGAUCCCUGAAAACCAGUUCACUCAAAUGCAGGCGAUCAAUCCUACAGUUUGGUGAAGAUGUCUUGUUUUAUUAUGUACUGUACAUGCAUUGAAGUAUCUUUACUUGCAGACAA
Cyprinus carpio (common carp) is the source of this 1199-nucleotide messenger RNA. RefSeq lists its product as uncharacterized. The coding region runs from base 122 to 1141 and encodes 339 amino acids. NCBI's taxonomy places the organism in Eukaryota, Metazoa, Chordata, Actinopteri, Cypriniformes, Cyprinidae. The record is from RefSeq and is a predicted model, not a curated record. The transcript is spliced from 12 exons.